AUGAGGGAGCAUGGGAGAAAGGACUCUAGUUUGCGGAUUGGUUCUUGGAAUGUGGGGUCUCUUACGGGGAAAUCUGCAAAAGUGGAAACGAGCUACAAGACCAGGAAUGGAGGAUCUAGGAACGGAUUUGGUGUGAUUCUUGAUGAGAGGUUGUCAAAAGAGGUAAUCGGGGUCUAUCGGAAGAAGGAUAGGUUGAUAAGGGUGAAGUUGAUAUGUGGCAAGGAGAUUGUGAAUGUUAUUAGUGCUUAUGCUCCCCAAGUUGGUUUGGAUGCAGAAGAGAAACGUCAAUUUUGGGAGGAUUUAGACGAUGUGGUACAGGGUGUCCACCACACUAAAAAAUUAUAUAUUGGAGGUGAUUUAAAUGGGCAUGUUGGGGCGAGUCGGGAUGGCUACGAGAGUGUUCAUGGAGGCUUUGGGUAUGAGGGACGCAGGUGGUGA
Molecule: messenger RNA, 438 nt
Organism: Chenopodium quinoa (quinoa)
Lineage: Eukaryota; Viridiplantae; Streptophyta; Magnoliopsida; Caryophyllales; Amaranthaceae
Product: craniofacial development protein 2-like
Exons: 2
Coding region: 1-438 (145 amino acids)
Biological process (GO): chromatin remodeling
Cellular component (GO): nucleus
Source: RefSeq, a predicted model, not a curated record